Messenger RNA from Pseudophryne corroboree (corroboree frog), 996 nucleotides. RefSeq names its product olfactory receptor 5J3-like. Gene Ontology annotation, biological process: G protein-coupled receptor signaling pathway. Bases 1 to 996 code for a protein of 331 amino acids. The record is from RefSeq and is a predicted model, not a curated record. Gene Ontology annotation, molecular function: odorant binding; olfactory receptor activity; G protein-coupled receptor activity. Gene Ontology annotation, cellular component: membrane. The transcript has a single exon. NCBI's taxonomy places the organism in Eukaryota, Metazoa, Chordata, Amphibia, Anura, Myobatrachidae.
AUGGAAGUCAUAAACAGGACCCAGGUGAAGGUCUUUGUGUUUACAGGACUAACUGACAAUGGAAAUCUUGCCCCAUUCCUCUUCAUACUCUUCUUACACAUUUAUAUGGUGACUAUGCUGGCAAAUAUUGGCAUGAUGGCAAUUAUCUACAACAGCACAACCCUCCAUACUCCGAUGUACUUCUUCCUGAGCUACCUCUCUCUGGUGGACAUAUUUUUCUCCUCAGUUAUUGCUCCUAAGAUGAUGCAAGACCUCAUUUCUGUAAGUAAGACCAUCUCAUUCAGUGGCUGUGCCCUACAGUUUUAUUUCUUUGCUGCCUUAGGAUCCACUGAGUCUCUUCUUCUUUCCAACAUGGCGUAUGACCGUUAUGCUGCUAUCUGCCACCCGCUCCACUAUGUGUCGCUAAUGACCAAGAAGAAAUGUCUAUAUCUUGUUUUCCUUGUCACCUCCGGUGGCUUCCUGCAGUCAAUAGUGCAGACCAGCUGCGUGUUCAGUCUCAUGUUCUGCAGGUCCAACCUUAUAGACCAUUUCUAUUGUCACACUCCUUCAUUACUCAGACUGUCCUGCUCUGACACAUUCUCCUGUGACAUGAUAACAGUCUACUUUGUUGGUGUUUUUGGCACAGGUUGUUUGGUGGUAAUUCUAGUGUCCUACAUGCUAAUUAUUUCUUCCAUUUUACGUAUUAAAUCUGCUGAGGGCCGGCAGAAAGCAUUCAGCACCUGCUUCUCACAUAUCUUGUGCAUCUGCAUCUUCUUUGGGGCAAUUAUGUCCACUUACAUAUGCUCUCCUUCCAGCGCCUUUGAGAAACUAGACAAGGUGGCCUCUGUCUUUUUUACAGUUGUUACACCAAUGCUGAACCCACUGAUAUACAGCCUGAGGAACCAAGAGGUGAAAAGGAUCAUUAUGCGAGCAGUGCACAAUCUUAUGUCUGUUGAUAUAACUCUGUCAAACAUUAGGCAUCAUGCUCGGACUUUCCUAGUCAUAUUUAGCAAUUAA